AUGCCAUCUGGACCUCCGUUCCUCCCUUUUGCCAUACCUCGCUGGAAUCUGAAGGGUGUUUAUGUUCAUCACGCCUUUAUGAUUGAUUCUCGUGGUAGAAGAUCCUUUGCAAAAUGGCACCCACCGCGGAUUUUUCUCAACUGUCGUCUCUGUCACUCUGCAGUAGAUAGUCUUCAACACUUUGUAUUCUUCUGCCCUGGCAAGCUUCGGGUGUGGAACACGGUAAUCGGGCAAUUGUGCCCGUCCAGGUCUGUUUCUGAGGCCGUUGGUCUCCUCAUUCACACCAAUCUCUUCAGAUUAUGGCCGCCUCCACCACAGCUCAUGCCAUUUGUUGUGCUCAUUAGGCUACUGCCUUUGACAGUAUCCUUUUCUUUCCUGACAAUGUUGCGACCAAUGCCGUACAAACCACUCGAUUAG
Molecule: messenger RNA, 417 nt
Organism: Phycomyces blakesleeanus NRRL 1555(-)
Lineage: Eukaryota; Fungi; Mucoromycota; Mucoromycetes; Mucorales; Phycomycetaceae
Exons: 2
Coding region: 1-417 (138 amino acids)
Source: RefSeq, a predicted model, not a curated record